Fukomys damarensis (Damara mole-rat) is the source of this 2151-nucleotide messenger RNA. It is a transcript of the gene Mrps23, whose product is annotated as mitochondrial ribosomal protein S23. The record is from RefSeq and is a predicted model, not a curated record. Gene Ontology annotation, cellular component: mitochondrion; ribosome. Lineage: Eukaryota; Metazoa; Chordata; Mammalia; Rodentia; Bathyergidae. Gene Ontology annotation, molecular function: structural constituent of ribosome. The transcript is spliced from 5 exons. Gene Ontology annotation, biological process: translation. The coding region runs from base 81 to 626 and encodes 181 amino acids.
GGCUCGGCGGGCAAUUUAUACUGACUUUACCUGCUUCCGGUUCCGGUUGCGGCUGAUUGUCUUCUGUCCGGUGCGGGGCCAUGGCUGGGAGCCGGCUGGAAACCGUGGGGAGCGUCUUCUCGCGGACUCGGGACCUGCUUCGGGUUGAGGUGUUGAAGAAGAAGCCCCUCUGGUUUGACAUAUAUAAGGCCUUCCCGCCUCUGAGGGAGCCGGUCUUCCGAAGGCCCCGCUUGCGAUAUGGCAAAGCCAAAGCGCACAUCCAGGAUAUCUUGUACCCCGAGGAUCAGAUUAGAGCGAAAUUUUAUUCUGCUUAUGGAUCUGGUCAAAAAGCUUUUGAUCUAUUCAAUCCAAACUUCAAAUCUACCUGUCAAAGGUUUGUGGAAAAGUACGUUGAGCUGCAGAAUCUUGGAGAAACAGAUGAAGAGAAAUUAUUUGUGGAAACAGGAAAGGCUUUGUUGGCAGAAGGGGUCAUUUUAAGACGAGUAGAAGUGAGGACUCAGGAAGGUAGUCACGUGAAUGCCAGACCCCAAGCUUCGUUGGACGGAAGCCAGCCCAAGGAAGAAAGCAGCCGGGACCAGCAUGCGGAGGCACCCGGGGAGCAGUGGAAAGGUCUCCCCGCUCCCUGAAGGACUUGUGUGCUAUGUAGCGGGCAGCCGCGCUGGAGGGAGGGAGCUGUUUGUAACAGUGGAGCUGUGUAAAUGUCCUCCGACCUCCAAGGCCCGUGUUUGCCUCCUCUUAGCUCCCACUUCUGUGUUGUCAAACAGCUCAGUAUCAUGGUUCGCAAAAAGCGGUUCUGUGAACUUCUAUUCUAGGAUGUUACUAAAUAAAGAAUCUGUACUGCUAGUAAAGUAAAUUUACUCUGAAAUUGUAAAUAACAUGAAGAAAACCUUUAGCGAGACUGUUUGAAUGGGACAUUGAGCAGGCUGCUGGGCUGUGCGUGCUGGCUUGUGACGCGCUGCUUUUGUCCCAUGCUUUGAUCUUCUCUGGGGCCAUCAGAAUCUCCCUCGCACACAUGGCCCGGGGCCGGCUGUGUCCGUCUGCGGGUGAUCUUUACGCCUCUGCUCUGCAGUUACCAACGUCGCCCGAGAGGCCAAGCUGACCUGCGCUUUGCAGUGAGGACCCACUGCCGGUGAUGGCUGGAGGCUCACGCUGGAGCUUAGUGUCAUGGAGUGAGCGCAUCAGACACAGCUAUGCGCCCGGUGGGCUGCCCGGUAGAAACUGUUGAGAGAAUGAAUAUACGGUUACAGGUCCAGACGGCAUCCCUGGAGGUGACUGGGUCAGUGGGGCAGCCGGGGCGGCCGUUGCAGAUGACUCCACGAACAUCCUGUCUCUGCAGCUGUGCUCAUCCUCCUCGCCAAGUGUCCGGUGCUCCUCACUUCCCGGUGUUGUAGUUAAUAAAUGACAUCCUCCUCAGAUUGUAGCUGAGAUCGUAUGUGUAGCCAUGCUAAACUUCUCAGCUAACAGCAAUAAGCUGCUGCUUCAGAAAUUCCUUGUUUUCAAACUCACGAGAUUCUUCUGUCCAAAGGUUCUUUCUGCUGGGCUGAAAGGUAGGGUCCACCUCUCACAGCCUGUCCCCCUCCCGAAGGUCUGUGAGUCCCCAAGGCGGAAGUAGCUCUCAGCCGUGCCACCUUCUGCUUCCUCUUCCGCCCGGCUUGUCACUUUAUAUCCCUUGUGUUUGGGGAACGCUUUGCUUUAGACGAGAUUUCAAAGACAUUAGUAGGAAGCCAGAUGGCUGUAGUGACCCAAGCCUAUAUCCCCAGUGCUCAGGAAGCCGAGGCAGGAGGAUCACUGAAUUGGAGGCCAGCCUGAACUACAGACCAAGACCCUGUCUCAAACAACAAAACUAAAGACAUCGGAUACAAGCAUCUGGCCAGACCUUGGGAAGAGGACCUAUAAGCAGUCGUGAUGAUAAGCUCAGUUCUCCUCACCAGCAGUGUAUGAGAAUGGGCCUCAGGAGGAGGGGCAGGAAGAGCCUGUCUCAGCAUGGGGAGGCAACUGCUGUCACACAGUGCUUCUCCAGGGUAAGCCUCAGUGAUCAGAACACAGGGCAAGGUGUGAUGUUUAUGUGGGGAAUUCAGAACCUUUCCCCUAGUUUGGGGAAAAGCCUUUAGCAGGCCCCUCUGGUGUUCUUGGGGAGAAUGGACGUCUGAC